Messenger RNA from Ictalurus furcatus (blue catfish), 1068 nucleotides. RefSeq names its product small ubiquitin like modifier 2a (gene sumo2a). The record is from RefSeq and is a predicted model, not a curated record. NCBI's taxonomy places the organism in Eukaryota, Metazoa, Chordata, Actinopteri, Siluriformes, Ictaluridae. The transcript is spliced from 4 exons. Gene Ontology annotation, cellular component: nucleus. Gene Ontology annotation, biological process: protein sumoylation. The coding region runs from base 80 to 367 and encodes 95 amino acids. Gene Ontology annotation, molecular function: protein tag activity; ubiquitin-like protein ligase binding.
AGGGACUGGGCGAUUUAUUAAAAUAUAGGCGGGAAAAGAAGCGAGCUGUGAGAAAGAGCGACGCAGAGACACAACAGCAAUGGCGGACGAGAAACCCAAGGAAGGUGUGAAGACUGAAAAUAACGAACACAUCAACCUGAAGGUUGCGGGACAGGACGGCUCGGUGGUGCAGUUCAAAAUCAAGAGGCACACGCCGCUCAGUAAACUGAUGAAGGCCUACUGUGAACGACAGGGACUCACGAUGAGGCAGAUCCGCUUCCGGUUUGAUGGACAGCCCAUUAACGAGACGGACACACCUGCUCAGUUGGAAAUGGAGGACGAGGACACGAUCGAUGUGUUCCAGCAGCAGACAGGGGGCGUGAUGUAAAGCAGAGUCGAGUUCCGUUCCUCCACCGUUCCCUCCAUCAGUUGUUCAUGCUUACGUUUGAAGCGUCACGGCAAAACCACAGACUGAAACAUGGCUGCUCAGAUCCUCACAGACAGUGUUUAAUUUCUCUCUCACACACUCCCCCCCUCUCUUUCUCGCUCUUUCCCUCUUUAUAGUUGUUAUAUGGAACAUUUUUCACCCUCUGUUCUGACCCACGUGGACCUGUGACCAAGAAACCCUAAAACCAUGUUGAUCAGGGCGUUGUAUGUUUAUUUUUGUUUUAUUUUUCUUUUGUCGUCAUUGUUGUUGUUUUCCACUAUGAAUGACCUUCACAGUUUUUGUUUUAUUCACGUUUCAGCUUUUAUAUCUUUUAUAAAUGUAGUAGUUCUCUUUUUUGUACCUUCUCAGUUUUAUUCAGCCACAUAUACAAUGUGCAGUGUUGAGAAAGUAGAUUUUUUUUUGUGUCCUAAUAAAACAGUUGUAUAAAAUUAACCACGGCCUGAGGUUUGAGUCCUGCACGUUAAGGUGGGGGGGGGGGGGGGUGUUAAUUGUCCAUAAUGUUAAUUGUCCAUGAUUUACACCACAGUGUUGUUAAAUUGUGGAUUGUGAUUGGUCAGAUGUCACCUAGUUACAAAAUGUAGCAAAGAACUGUUUUUUUUUUUUAACCGUUACAUUAAAAAAAAUUUUGAUUCAAUAUUAAA